Seriola dumerili (greater amberjack) is the source of this 3593-nucleotide messenger RNA. Its product is annotated as guanine nucleotide-binding protein subunit alpha-13-like. Gene Ontology annotation, biological process: Rho protein signal transduction; adenylate cyclase-activating G protein-coupled receptor signaling pathway. Gene Ontology annotation, cellular component: heterotrimeric G-protein complex; brush border membrane. Gene Ontology annotation, molecular function: GTPase activity; G-protein beta/gamma-subunit complex binding; guanyl nucleotide binding. NCBI's taxonomy places the organism in Eukaryota, Metazoa, Chordata, Actinopteri, Carangiformes, Carangidae. The record is from RefSeq and is a predicted model, not a curated record. The coding region runs from base 417 to 1550 and encodes 377 amino acids. The transcript has 5 exons.
UGUUCCGAUUUAACUGCAUUUUAGAUCGUUUUAGAUACGACCAUUUAAAAAAAAAACACCGACAAUAUUUAUAUUGAGUCACACAUGACUAAGAACCGGAACGUUUUAGUUGUAAAUUAGCCAACUGUAUCGCUAAGACCGUUAAAAGUUGAAAAUGUUCUAAAUUCAGGCUUUCAACUGACAUAUUCUCACUUGAACCUCAUAUAUGCUAGCGUUAGUUAUACCGAAUUUGUGUGUGUCAAGACAUACGUAGCUAAAGAUAAAAGACUACGUUUGUGUGAGUUAACAGUGAAGUGGUUUAAGAUUGGUGGUAAAGUGUUAGCAGCACUACUUCCUGAGUUUAGGGAAGGGGCUUGGUCCCGUGCCUGCGCUCCGCGAACGCGCAUCAAAUUAGCAUCGAUGAAGUUUGUGCGAACAUGGCGGAUUUCCUGCCGACCAGGUCCGUGUUAAAAGUUUGUCUACCUGUCUGCCUGCUCAACAGCGGCGAGGUCGAACAGCUGCGAAAGUCAAAGGAGAUCGACAGAUGUCUCUCCCGGGAGAAACCGUAUGUGAAACGGUUGGUGAAGAUCCUGCUGCUAGGCGCUGGCGAGAGCGGCAAGUCGACUUUCCUCAAACAAAUGCGGAUCAUCCACGGCCAGGACUUCGACCAGCAAGCCCGAGAGGAGUUCAGAGGCACGAUUUACAGCAACGUUAUUAAAGGUGUACGUGUAUUGGUGGACGCACGGGAGAAGCUGCACAUUCCGUGGGGCGACCCAGGCAACCAGCAGUAUGGAGACAGCCUGAUGGCGUUCGAUACCCGGUCGGCUAGGAUGGCCAGUGGGCAGCUGGAGACAUCAAUCUUCUUGCAGUACCUGCCCGCGAUCAAAGCUCUGUGGGCGGACUCGGGUAUACAGAACGCCUUUGAUCGUCGCAGGGAGUUUCAGCUGGGUGAGUCAGUGAAGUAUUUCUUGGAUAAUCUGGAUAAGCUUGGCGAGCUGAAUUAUCUGCCCAGUCAACAAGACAUCCUGCUGGCCCGUAAACCCACCAAAGGCAUCCACGAGUAUGACUUUGAAAUCAAGAAUGUUCCCUUCAAGAUGGUGGACGUGGGCGGGCAGCGGUCAGAACGAAGACGCUGGUUCGAGUGUUUCGACUCCGUCACCUCAAUCCUCUUCCUCGUCUCCUCCUCUGAAUACGAUCAGGUGCUGAUGGAGGACAGGCAAACUAAUCGACUGCGUGAAUCGCUCAACAUCUUUGAGACCAUUGUCAACAACCGCGUCUUCAUCAACGUUUCCAUCAUCCUCUUCCUCAACAAGACAGACCUACUGGAGGAGAAGGUGAAGAGCGUUCCGCUCAAGGACUACUUUCCUGACUACACCGGGCCGGAGCACAGCCUGCCAGAAAUCCAGGCGUUCAUGGUGGAGUGCUUCCGGGCCAAGAGACGAGACGCCACCCAGAAGCCACUGUACCACCACUUCACCACAGCCAUCAACACGGAGAACAUCAGGCUGGUGUUCCGGGACGUCAAGGACACCAUCCUCCAUGACAAUCUGAAACAACUCAUGCUCCAAUGACCCCUGUCAACCUGUGAAAGUAGAGGACCUGAAUGGAGACAAACCUCCCCCUCGCUCCUGAAGAGGACGUGGGAGAGACCAGCCUCAGAAGAAUCCGGUAGACGUCAGCAUUCUUCUUCAGCCGUUUUUAUAUUAGUUUUUACGCUCCUCUUUUGAAGAGUUGGCCUUCUUGUUAGUUCAGGGUUUGGUAGGGGAAUGAGUUAGUAGGGCAGAUCGUCUGUGGUAAAAAAAUAAAGACAAGCAGGCAGUUUGGAUGUUGGAUGACAUCUGAUCCUCUGCUGCUUUUCCUCUGGCCUGAGCUCUGCCUUACAGCACAAGACUUGCUGGGGCUUUUCAACUCACAAGGUGCCGGUGCUGGCACCAAUGCCAGUGUCUUGCUGUGGAAAAACUGGACAUAUACAUAACUUACCAAGCAACAAACAGGAAAUAACCAUGGUGAAUUAAGUACUUUGUUGAAACAACAAGUAAGCAAAUAAGUUAGACGGUCAAAAUGUACAAAGAUUAUCUUUGCCAGAGUUGAUUUGGCAGUUUGUGUCCAAGCACUGAAUUCAUCUAGUCCAAAAUCACUCCAUUAUUUCAGUUGCACUCUCCUGUGCUGCUUUGUGAACAUUGUUUCGAAGCCCCUGUAGUCUAUGGAGGGUUGCUGAUGAUCUGGAGACUGCACAAUUGUCCUUUUUUUUCUCAUAUGGCAGCACCAUUCCUCCCUCUACCCGUCCCAAUUAUCUGUUUUUUUGGGUCAGCAUCAGCAGGUCUUAAGUGCCGGCACGGAGCCAGUUUUGCCGGGACAAGGACCAGUUCAUGGAUGGAGAACGCGCUCAGAACGGUUAAAGAUUUGAUGUGGAAAAUGGCUCCAGCACUGGCACCUUGUCUGUGGAAAACUGCUAUAAAAGUGUAAGACUGAACCUACAAUGCCUUUCCAUAUAAUGUCUUAUAGACAAAUCACUGUUUGAAUCCUGCAUUUGUGCCUGUGUCUCUACAGAAAUAAAGCCAGUCUUAACUUCCUUAACAGAUAAUUAAGAUGCAAGUUUCCAUGCAAGUUGUCCUUUAGAUUGUCGUUUAGAGGGUAGAAUACCUUCAUUUGGCACAUUAGGCAGGUGUGCCAGCAAGUGAACAUGCAGUCCACUGUUUUCUCAGGGUUGAAUCAAAACCAGCGUUAAUGCUGAUGUCAUUGUCGGUGAACUAACUGAAUAAUCUAAUCUUUAUCUGGGUGGCAGAGCAGUGAGACUCAGCCAGGCCUCAGUACAGUUAGCUGGGUGGUGUUUGGUACUGUAUCCUCCUGGCUUUGACCCCUGAUCGUUGGCCCAGAACCCUCCCCCCGCCCCUGUCUCUCUUUGUUUUCAUCUCUGAUUAGAUGCCUUGUAAAGGGACAGACCCACCCUGUUGCCUGAAUGAUGAAUGUGUGUUAAUAGAUGUACAGAGAUUUGCUCUAGAUCGUCUGAAUAUACUGUAACCAACAUUGCUAUGGUAAGAUGUAACCAGUCAUGUGAGAAUUUCUGUGUUGGCACUGACUCCAGGCGUCUCUAAAAAAUAAAAACUUUUUUACAUGUAAUCUUGUGCUGUUUAGGACUUCCCUUUUUAAAACACGUUUUGAAAUUGUAGAGAAAAAAAAGCCACUGGAGUUGAAUACUUUUGUCAGCGACUGUAUUCUGUAGGGGGCCAAUCUUUGUUAGAGGACAACUUCCAGGGACUGUUAAAAUCUCUGUUUCUCUGCCAAAUCACCCCAUGCUUUCUUGACUCUGUUCACAUCGACAGACUGUAGUUUUCCUACAAAAAUAAAGCUCCUGUGAGCUUCUGUUUGCUUCCAGUCCUGGCUGUGUACAUACUGUAAUCUGUUGCCAUGUAAAUAAUAUUCAGGUUUAUCUCCUUAUAUGUAAAUGGUUGUAGAAAUGGCAUAUUUUUUUCCAUGCUGAAUGUUUUUCAAAUCACUGCUUUUCCAAUGAAGAUGACAUUUUUCAUGUAGAUGUAUUUUUGUGUAACUUUUUCAUCGCCUUUAUGAAAUUCAUUCCUGUGUCAAGUCUCAUGCCACUCUAACCCUCUCAAUAA